AUGGGAUGGUAUGACCAAUAUGCGAGGCUGGACGGCACUCCAAACAUUGAGGACGUUGUCAUCGGUCUAGAGGGCGAGACUAUUGUGGCUGUCGCUUUGACGUACAUCCCCAACACUGGAAGCCCAACCGAGGACGACCUACCGUGGGCCAAGACCAUUGGCGCGGAUGUCGGUGGCGUAACAUGCAUUUGCAUCACAGAUGAUAAUCGUGAAAUGGUGAAUAGCCGGGACUCGGUUAUGAUUCGAUUGCUAGAUACCUGUGUCAAGUUGCUGGCCGACCGAGGUAUGCAGCAAAUGUUCAUCGAUGGUGUCAAAGGGGGCAAUGCUGGCUUUCAAAGUCUAGGUUUUCGAGAGUGGGCAAGAUACAAAGACAGUUGGCGAAAGAUCUGA
Molecule: messenger RNA, 390 nt
Organism: Colletotrichum aenigma
Lineage: Eukaryota; Fungi; Ascomycota; Sordariomycetes; Glomerellales; Glomerellaceae
Exons: 3
Coding region: 1-390 (129 amino acids)
Source: RefSeq, a predicted model, not a curated record